Molecule: messenger RNA, 4742 nt
Organism: Pyricularia grisea
Lineage: Eukaryota; Fungi; Ascomycota; Sordariomycetes; Magnaporthales; Pyriculariaceae
Exons: 4
Coding region: 222-4445 (1407 amino acids)
Biological process (GO): positive regulation of transcription elongation by RNA polymerase II; transcription elongation by RNA polymerase II; nucleosome organization
Cellular component (GO): transcription elongation factor complex
Molecular function (GO): nucleosome binding; histone binding; DNA binding
Source: RefSeq, a predicted model, not a curated record
GCCAACUUCACCUUUAUCCCCAUCGUGUUAUCUGCCGCAGCCGGUUUGCCAAAACAGGUUCAAAUCCGUACCUCUGAGCUCACUUCGACCAGCAAAGGUCUUGGGUGCUUCGGCAUUGCAAUUCCUCUCGACCUUUUGUGAUUUUCUUUUGUUCUCAUCAAGCUCUUUACAGCCUACGUCAGGUAUUUUAAGGCGACGCGCCGCACGCGAAAAUCGCCACGAUGAGCAAUGACCUGCGCAACCUGAUUGAUGGCGAAGCAGAACUUGACGACGAGGAAGAUGACGAGUCUUUUGCUUCGGACGGAGGUGGUGGCUCCAAACGACGUGACAAACCCGUGCCGGUCGACGAUUCCAGCGAGGAGGAAGACGAUGAUGACGAGGAAGAGGCUCGAAGGAUUCGCGAGAACUUCAUUGUCGACGAAGAUGAGGAUGAGGAGGAUGAGGAUGACGAAGUUGCGCGCAAGCGCCGACGGAAGCGCCGACGUGCCGAGCGUGAAGAAGAAGCUCAGCUCGACGAAGAAGAUUUAGAUCUGAUUGGAGAAGCUCGCCCUGACUGGGAGCGCAAGACUGAAUCCCAACAAAAAUUCAAACGACUCAAGCGCGGUCAUAGAGACGAUGACGACCGAAACAAUCGAAGCCGAGACCUUACACAGAUAUUUUCCGAUGAUGAAGACGCGGAAGAGAGGAACUAUGGCAGUCGCCCCAGCCACCGUGGGCCGGCAGACGAGUUCGAUGACUUCAUCGAGGAGGAUUUCCCGGAAGACGAGGAGGAGCGUAACCAGCGUCUUGAGGACAUGGAAGUUGCUCGUCCUCGUGACCGUGGCGUCGUUGUCGAUACUAGUGGCUUGGACAAAGAUGCUUUGGAGGACUUUGAAGCCAUCUUUGGCCACGGCGAAGAUUACGACUGGGCCUUGCAGCUAGAAGAGGAGGAAGAGGACCGCAAGCAGGAAGAGCGGACCCUCGAGCUCAAGGAUGUCUUCGAGCCAUCACAGUUGAAAGAGAAGUUGUUGACGGAUGAAGAUAACGAGAUCCGAUUCACCGACGAGCCCGAGCGCUUCCAAAUCGAUAGGAAACCGUUCAAGGACCUUCAGCUUACACCAGAGCAGUUCAAGGAGGAAGGCCGAUGGAUCAGCAAGUUAAUGCUUCCGCAAAAGAACCUUGCUCCCGAGCUGAGGAAUCCGUUCAGGCGAGCUGUCCAGAAAACCCUCGAGUUCUUCGUUUCCGACGGUCUGGAAGUUCCUUGCGUUCUCCACCACUACAAGGACAACCUGCUUCACUACAAACGACCCGAAGAUGGCGAUCACCCUGGCGACGACGACGGCCCGCCUGCUCAACUGCUUCUGCUAGAGGAUCUCUGGCGCAUUGUAGAUCUGGACCUCAAGUUCCGGUCAUUCGUGGAAAAGCGCAACAUCCUUGACAAGUCUUACCAGAACCUCAAGGCUGCUGGCAUACAGGAUGACGUCUUCGACGAGAUGGUCUACCGAGCAGAGACGAUUGAGGAACUGCAGGAUGUUCAAGACUACAUGCACUUCCAUUAUUCCAGCCAGAUGAAGGAUCUUGCUGCUGCCGGGACCAUUAAGGGAGUCAAGAGGGUUGCCAAGUCAACCGGUGUGUUCGAGCGCGUCCGGAACAGUACCGUAUACAACUUCGUCAAGGCAUACGGCAUCACCCCCGACAAACUCGCCCAAAACGCUCUCAGAGAAGGCAAAAAGACGUCGGCAGAAGAUGACAGCAAAAUGCCACUUGAUCUGGCCGACAGUCUUACAGACUCUUACUUUGACACGGCCGAUCAUGUCAUCAAGGCAGCGCGAUCCAUGUUUGCCGAGGAGUUGUUCUUGAAUCCCCGGAUGCGUCGUCACUUCAAGGUCGCCUAUUACAAUAUGGGAAUUGUUGACUGUAAGCGAACGGAGAAGGGUCUGCGCAAAAUUGACGAGUCUCACCCAUUUUACGAGAUCAAAUACCUCAUCAACCAAACCAUUGGUGAUUUGGCGAGACGGCCCGAAGUAUUCCUCAAGAUGAUGAAAGCUGAGGAGGAGGGACUCGUUGAAGUCAAGCUGUGCCUGCAGAAUGAAAAGGAAUUCCGGAAGAACCUUCUGAGCGAAUUUCAAUCCGAAAAUUUCAGCGAGAGGGCAGAUGCAUGGAACGAAGAAAGAAGGAAGGCACUUGACCUGGCAUUCCCGAAGCUCGAGAAGAUCAUCACCAAGGGAGUGAAGGAGUCGCUUCGCACAGCAUGCCAAGACGAACUUCUCAAGAUCUGCCGCGAAGAGUUCUCGAAGCGUGUAGACCAGGCGCCUUUUAGGCCCAAGGGGUUUAUGCUGGGGAUGACGCCUCGUUGCUUGGUCAUCUCAAACGGGAUGGCUGAUCCAAACCGGGAUUUGCUUUGCUGGGCUUUGGUUGAUGAUGGAAAGCUCGUCGAGCAAGGCAAAUUUGGAAGUCUUGGACGAGACGAGGCUGCUCGCACUGCCUUUGAGGAUGUGGUCGAGCGAACCCGGCCUGACGUCGUGGGUGUCAGUGGGUGGUCCGCGGACACACAACGCCUCGUGAAAGACCUCGAGACUCUCAUCAACGAGAAGGGUCUGAUGGGUAACGAAUUCGACGACCCCGACACAGAUGAAGUCCGCACCGAAUUGCUAGAGGUUGUCGUCGUCAACGAUGAGACUGCAAGACUCUACAAGGACAGCGCCCGCGGCGUAUCUGACUACCCGAACCUAAACCCGGUGACUCGCUACUGUGUUGGUUUGGCCCGGUAUAUGCAGAACCCCCUCAAAGAGUACUGCUUGCUCGGUAAAGACAACACUUCUUUGGCCAUCCACCCUUGUCAAAACCUCCUUCCGCCGGCCAAGCUAUUGAGAACAAUGGAAACGGUUCUGGUUGACAUUGUAAACCUGUGCGGCGUUGACAUCAAUGACGCAAUCAGCGACCCCAGAGAAGCCGCCCUGUUGCCCUACGUUGCUGGCCUUGGACCCCGAAAGGCCACAGCAGUUCUUAAAGCCAUCAAUGCGAACGGUGGAGUCGUCAACACUCGUGAUGAACUUGUCGGUGACCCCGACAGUGGGAAACUCCAAGUCGUCGGUCCUCGUGUGUGGAACAACUGCGCUUCUUUCUUCAUCAUAUCUUAUGAGCAUGCUACACCCGAGGCUGAUCCGCUCGACGCGACUCGCAUCCACCCAAUGGAUUACGAACUGGCGAGGAAAAUGGCGGCCGAUGCUCUUGACAUGGACGAGGAGGAUAUUAAGGCCGAAGUCGAUGAAGGUGGCCCACCAGCAGUUGUUCGCAGGCUCUUUAAGGAGAAUCGUCAAGAGACAUUGUAUGACUUGAGCAUGGAGGACUACGCCGAACAGCUUGAGAGGCAGGGAUUACUCAAAAAGGCAACCUUAUAUGCUAUCAGGGGCGAAUUCCAGUCACCCUACGAAGAGCUACGGCACAGCUUCGUCCAGCUGACGGCGGACCAGAUCUUCACUAUGUUUACCGGAGAGACCAAAGAGUCGCUGUGUGAACAGAUGAUCGUGCCAGUCAACGUCCGGGUGGUCAAGGAGGACUUUGCCAUUGUGAAGCUUGACUGCGGAAUUGAGGGCCGCAUCGAGUCACACGAGGUUUCCUCCAGGCACACACCGCGAGAGGUGCUCCAAACAGGGCAGACAACGCGUGCCAAGAUUUUGGAGCUGAACAGGAAAGACUUUAUGUGCAAGAUGUCCGUAAGGGAGGAUGCACUGAGGUAUCCUUACCGGAAGAUGCAUGAUCACGACCGUGACAACUGGGAUUUCCGCCAGGAGGAGAAGGAUGCAGCAGACCUGACGGAGAAGGAUGUAGUGACGGGUCGGGCGCAGCGUGUCAUCAAGCACCCGAUGUUCAAGUCCUUCAACUCAACAGAGGCGGAGCAAUAUCUUGGGUCACAGCCGCCGGGCGAACUGGUUAUCAGGUCAUCGUCUAAAGGCAGUGAUCACCUUGCCAUUACUUGGAAGGUGGCAGACGGUGUGAUUCAGCACAUUGAUGUUUUGGAGCUCGACAAGGAAAACGAAUUUGCCUUGGGGCGCACGCUCAAGGUGGCCAACAAGUAUACCUACUCCGAUCUGGACGAGUUGAUCGUUGAGCACGUAAAGGCAAUGGCCAGGAAGGUAGACGAGCUGAUGCAGAGCGACAAAUUUCAGAAAGGCUCAAGGAGUGAUCUUGAACGAUGGCUCACGACAUACAUGGAUGCUAACCCGACCCGGUCAACUUAUGCGUUCUGCCUGGACACAAAACACCCCGGGUAUUUCGUGCUUUGCUUCAAGGCAAGCCGGUCAUCAAAGAUUGGCGCCUGGAGCGUGCGUGUAAUCCCUGGAGCUUACGAGAUGAUGGGUAGCCAAUAUCCCGACGUGAGGGCGCUUUGCAACGGAUUCAAACUGCGGUUCCAGAGUGAGAUUUUGAAGAUGCAGUCGGGAGGGCAUCACAGGGGUGGGAGGUAGAUAGAUGACAAUCGGGUUUCUUCUUUUGGUUAAAGAGGACUGUUUCCAUUAGCGAACCUAAGCUAAUUCGCUGCCUAAUAAUCACUGUAACCCAAUAGGCUGAAGUUGGGUUACAGUGUAAGGGUGAUCAGCUGCUUAGUGGAUCAUCUUACUUGCCUUAGGGCCAUAGGGCUGUGCACCUUGGCAAGCUUCUCAAUGUUGAAAACAAUAUGCAAAAGUAGAGAAAAACAAAUAACAACAUGUUUUUAAUUCUCUAGAUUUUCCGACGGACCGUCCGGGAUCAAAUGGACCGACACA